Molecule: messenger RNA, 3068 nt
Organism: Cottoperca gobio
Lineage: Eukaryota; Metazoa; Chordata; Actinopteri; Perciformes; Bovichtidae
Gene: slc27a1a
Product: solute carrier family 27 member 1a
Exons: 14
Coding region: 323-2269 (648 amino acids)
Biological process (GO): medium-chain fatty acid transport; long-chain fatty acid metabolic process; long-chain fatty acid import into cell
Cellular component (GO): plasma membrane; endoplasmic reticulum membrane; mitochondrial inner membrane
Molecular function (GO): long-chain fatty acid transmembrane transporter activity; oleoyl-CoA ligase activity
Source: RefSeq, a predicted model, not a curated record
AAGGCUCACACCCGGGAUGGGCGGUGCUUCUUUGGCAAUGACUCUAUUCAAUAUGGAGUACAGAAAAAUAGCCUCAUUCUCACUGCACUUCACUACAUUCAUGCAGUUUUAGGCCACUUUAGCAUUUCGGGCACACAUUAUGAACUCUCACACGUAGAUAUCAGCCUACAGGACUUCCUCACGCUACAUUGUUUAUCCUCUCGACGCUCUCCACAUCCGGAGGAAGAUUUGGGUAGUUUUCGUGAAAGUAAUUACCAAGUUGUGCCGACCGGCGGGGUUAUCGGGUGAAAGGUGACAUCGCUUCAGUCUACUCACUCGUAGAAUGCACAAUGCAGCGAGUGUCUCAGCCUCACUGGGGUCCAUGGGACUGUUGCGCCUCUUUGGGGUGUCCUGGCCCUGGAGUCUGGCAGCAGGCCUUGGGGUUUAUCUCGGCACAAGAAGCUGGAGAUACUUCUACAUUGCAGCACGCACCGCCAAGAGAGACCUCAUUGGCCUGUAUGUGCUGUUAAGAGUGAAGGUGGCUUUAUGGCGCUAUAUGCGCAAUGGAAGUAACAUUCCUUCCAUAUUCGCCCAGACAGUAAAACGGCAUCCAAAUAAACCAGCACUGAUCUAUGAGGUCACAGGGGAAAUAUGGACCUUCGCCCAGCUGGACGAGCUGUCUAAUGGAGUGGCCCACUGGGCAAGAGGUCAGGGGUGGGUCUCAGGGGAUGUGGUGGCCCUCUUCAUGGAAAGCAGGCCAUUGCAGGUGGCGCUUUGGCUGGGCUUGGCCAAGGUUGGGGUGGAAGCUGCACUCAUCAACUUCAACCUCCGCCAUGAUUCUCUCCUGCACUGUGUCGGGGUGUCAGGGUCACGGGCUAUUGUGUUCGGAGCUGAGCUUGCUGAUGCCAUGUCGGAGGUCAGUUCCUCCAUCACCCAGUCCAUGGUACGGUUCAGUACAGGCGACCUCAGUGCUGGACAUCUGGCCCGUCUGGAUGCUCAACCGCUGGACCCGAUCUUAGCCUCUUCACCUAGACAUCCCCCUUCACCUUGUGUUCCCCACAAAGGCAUGAACGACCGUCUAUUUUAUAUUUACACCUCCGGCACCACGGGACUGCCAAAGGCUGCUAUUGUGGUACACAGUCGUUACUACAGAAUUGCUGCUUUUGGAUAUUUCGCCUUUCGCAUGAGCCCUGUUGACAUCAUCUAUGACUGCCUGCCUCUCUAUCACUCAGCAGGUAAUAUCAUGGGCGUCGGUCAGUGUCUGAUUCACGGCCUCACCGUGGUAGUGAAGAAGAAAUUCUCUGCCAGCCGCUUCUGGGAAGAUUGCAUUAAGUACAACUGCACUGUGGUGCAGUAUAUCGGGGAAAUCUGCCGCUACCUCCUGUCUCAGCCUGUACGGCCGUCAGAGAAGGGCCACAAAGUUCGGCUGGCGGUGGGAAACGGGUUGCGCCCCAGUGUGUGGGAGGCCUUCACCGAGCGCUUUGGGGUGGCGCAGAUUGGAGAGUUCUACGGAGCUACUGAGUGCAACUGCAGCAUUGCCAACAUGGAUGGCAAGGUGGGAGCCUGUGGAUUCAACAGUCGCAUUCUCCCCAACGUGUACCCAAUCCGCCUGGUGAGGGUGGACGAGGACAGCAUGGAGCUGGUUCGUGACAGCAGGGGGCUCUGUGUGCCUUGCUGCCCUGGGGAGCCGGGGCUUCUGGUGGGUCGUAUCAACCAGCAGGACCCAUUACGACGUUUUGAUGGCUACGCUAACCAGGAUGCUACAAGGAAGAAAAUAGCUCACAAUGUCUUCAAGAAAAAUGAUUCUGCAUAUUUAUCAGGUGACGUGCUUGUGAUGGAUGAAAUGGGCUACAUGUACUUCCGUGACCGCGGCGGAGACACGUUCCGCUGGCGAGGAGAAAAUGUCUCCACCACCGAAGUGGAGGGCGUACUCAGCAGUCUUCUGUGUCAGACUGAUGUAGCUGUGUAUGGCGUGACAGUGUCAGGUGUGGAAGGUAAGGCCGGCAUGGCUGCCAUUGCAGACACUACAGGGUCCUUUGACUGCAACAGUUUCUUGCAGAAAGUCCAGAAUGCUCUUCCUUCGUAUGCUCGCCCCGUCUUCCUGCGAAUCUCCCCACAUGUGGACACCACAGGUACAUUUAAAAUCCAGAAAACCAGGCUGCAGAGUGAGGGAUACGACCCACGUCUCACCACUGACCAGAUCUACUUUUUGAACACCAGAGCCGCGUGCUACGAGGCUGUAGAUGAGGAGCUAUACAAUGCUAUAGCGGAGGGAAGAAUGUCUCUAUGACAUGGAGGCCUGAGCAGGGCAGUCAUGGUGCCUCCGUUAAAGAGAUGGUGUAGAGAGCUGUUGGUGUCGGGAUAAGUCAGUCUUGGUGCACCAUCUGGCUGGAUUUUAACCUUCAGGGAGCAGAGUUGAGAAAACUACUUAUAUAGGCAGAGUUUUGUUACAGAUUAAGUUUUAACAAUGUAUAAGUAACACUCCAGGACAUAAUGUGAGGACAUUACCUCCUUUAAUACAUUUUUAUUUAAUUAUUACAUGAACACCUCAAAAAGCCUUUGAGCAUCAACGCACAUUAGAGUGGGUAUAUCCCACAACCCUUUUGAAGUAGGAUACACGUUACAAUGAUGUAGUUAGGACUACAAGCGAUAGCAUGAAGUCAAACUCUGUUACAGGGUAUAUUCCUAUUUAUGAAGUAUGCUAAAAGAAUAAUUCCUUGUAGGAUCAGCAAUACUUGAGUGUGAAGUUACUGAUGUGUGUUUGGAUGAAAGUGGAAAGACCAGACAUGCAGCUACUAGAUAAAGCACUAACCUUUUUUAAUGCAUGGAAAACUAAUCUCAAUUGUCAUUUAAAACUCUGAACAAAACUGGCACAGGUUUGCAGAUGCACAAAAGCUGUUGCUGUAUGUGCCUUUUAUAUGAAACAUCAGAUUUGUGUUUCAAUAGUUUUUUAACACUUUUCUUGGAAAGAAGCUCAACCGAUUGUGGAAAUCACUAGUGAUUGUAUGUAAUGCAAAGCUGAGCCACACAGUGACUGUCAUUUUAUGUAACAAAUCUUAUCAGUGGAGAGAGAGAGAGAGAGAGAGAGA